Messenger RNA from Coturnix japonica (Japanese quail), 551 nucleotides. Lineage: Eukaryota; Metazoa; Chordata; Aves; Galliformes; Phasianidae. The record is from RefSeq and is a predicted model, not a curated record.
CACAGCUCCAAACCCACCACGGAGGAGGUUCGGGGCUGGGCUCAGUCCUUUGACAAGCUGAUGAAGAGCCCGGCGGGUCGCAACGUCUUCCGGGAGUUCUUGAGGACUGAAUACAGUGAGGAGAACAUGCUCUUCUGGUUGGCGUGCGAGGAGCUCAAAACCGAAUGCAACAAACACACCAUCGAUGAGAAGGCCAGGACCAUCUAUGAGGACUACAUCUCCAUCCUCUCACCCAAGGAAGUGAGCCUGGAUUCUCGGGUGCGGGAGGUGAUCAAUCGGAAGAUGCAGGAGCCGUCCUCGCACACCUUCGACGACGCUCAGCUCCAGAUUUACACGCUGAUGCACAGAGACUCCUACCCUCGCUUCCUGAACUCUGCCAUAUACAAAUCGCUGCUCCAGAACGUCUCCCGCUCCUCCUCGGAGUCCUAAAGGCCGUGGGGACACCGGCGGGGACGCGGCACCAGGAGGGGGGGGGGGCGCACAGCCCGGCUCUCCUUCACCCCCCACCCCCCGUUUUUAGCUUUUUACCUGUGAGCCCUCGCUCUCAGGGC